UACGGAGGAGGGUGUGACUUGUUGGCUCUUUUUUCCGCCUGUAUAAAACGAGAAGUUCGCGUAAAAGAAAAUACAGAUGGAGAAGGCUAGCCGGCUCGCUGUGUCACAGAGAGUCCCCUUAAGCCUACGUGACAACUCACAUACUGUCCCUUUGUGACUAGCUUAAUCGGCAGAAUGCCCGGUCUCUGCGUGCUUUGUCUCGCCGCCGCGCUGGCUGCGUUCACCCGGCUCGCCGGCACCGUGGGGCCGGUGGUCCGAUGCGAGCCGUGCGAUGCCGGGGCGCUCCUGCAGUGCAAGCCGCUGCCGAAGGACUGUGCGGAGCGGGUGAGGGAGCCCGGCUGCGGCUGCUGCAUGACGUGCGCCCUCGGCGAGGGACUGGCGUGUGGAGUGUAUACGGCGCGCUGUGGCUCCGGUUUGACCUGCCAGCACCAGCCGGGGGAGAACCGACCCCUGCAAGCUCUUCUGGAGGGACGGGGAGUGUGCUCCAGGGCCGCGUCCAAAAAGCUCAACAGCAUUCUCAUACCGCCGCAAAAACAAGAGAACGCUGGAAAUCAGGUAGAAGACGGCUUUGCCAACGUGACUGUGGCAAUGACAGUGUUGCCUGGCGUGGCAACCGUGAAGGGUGGGCACAGUCGGGGGUCAAUGGACACCAGGCCUCCACUGCACAACAAGCUGAUCCAGAAAGAUCAGAACAGGAAGACGCAGAGCUACAAGGUGGAAUCAGUGUCAGGAGGAGCCAAUAUGGACAUGCACAACUUCUCCCUGGAGAACAAGAGGGAGACCGAGUAUGGGCCAUGUCGGCGGGAGAUGGAGAGCAUCCUGAGCAGUCUUAAAAUCAGCAACGUGCUCAACCCGAGAGGCUUCCGCAUACCCAACUGUGACAGAAAGGGCUUCUACAAGAAAAAACAGUGCCGUCCAUCCAAAGGCAGGAGGCGGGGGUACUGCUGGUGCGUUGACAAAUACGGGCAACCUCUGCCCGGCUAUGACGGCAGGGAGCGGGGCGAGACACAGUGCUACAACCUGGAGAGCAAAUGAGAAAAUGGAGAAACAACGAGUGGACGGAGAGAGGAAGACAGAAUAAAAAGGGGGGCGGGGGGAGAAGACAGAGAGAGAAAGCCUACUUUGCUCUUGCAUGUAGUUUUAUGUAAACAUUUGAACGGGCUCUGGACCUUUGAUUUCAGGUCCCAUUUCUGUCAGAGAGUUAGGGCGAGAACAAGGGGGAGGGGAGGGGAAAGGGGUGGAGCACAGCCUCAGCGACCGGCCAAGCCUCCUGUCCAUCACAGCUAUCUGUCCUGUGCUUAGGGAACCUUUAUCCUUUCUUUAAAAAAAAACAAUUAAGCUGAAAGCUGAGAGAAUGGGACGAAAGAGAGAAUCCUACCAUCUGCACUAUUCUUUUAGAGAGAGAGGAAGGAGGGACUUUUCCACUCACUUUAAAGAGGACUCAUUUGUGACUGUGACCCGAAAAACCGCACCACCACCAUUUCUAUUGUGUGUGUCUGUCUGUGAGUGUGUAGCCGCGAGUCUGUGUGUGUAUCUUAAUGUGUGAGCACCUGCAUAACAUACGUGUGCACAGCUGCAUGUCUGUGCAGGACGCCGUGCGAGUGAGUGCUUUCCCAAAAGUGUUUAUUUGUGUAAAUACUGUAUGUCACGAAGCUCAGUUUAGCGAUGUCAGACUGCCCGUCCCCAGCCCCUGCUCAAUUAAAAAUGCAGAAAAGAAAAAAAACACUCUCUGGCUCAGGGUCCAUUUUGAAGUGAAGGAUUAUGGGAUGGCAGGUCUUUGACUUUUAUCCAGCACCAAGGGCCCCUUCUUGCUGCCUCUGGGUUGCUCCUUGCUCCUGCUAUUGGGAAGGAAAUGGAGGCAAACCAUGCAGUCUCAGUGCCUUAAAACAGUACUUUCCAUGCCUCCCCUCCCCUUCACCCCCUGUAGUCCUCAAUUAAAGGAGCACUUCACUGAAAAUCGACCUUUUGAGUAUGAGAUACUCAUCUCCCGCAGCUUUGAAAUAUGGCUCUGAAAAAUGUGCUUACACCUUUGUGGUGAACAGCAGCUGUAUUUAACUUGGAUUAACAAUAGCUACAGAAGAUCUGAAGGGUGAUAUUGCAAAAACAGCAUGAAAUCAUCUAAAGAAACUUCUGAAACCACUCCUCCAGCAUAUAAUCCACUCCCUGCAGACAUUCUGAGCCAAGAGGUAGGGAGACUGUGAAAUGAAAAUUGUGUAUUUAGCUAUAUUCUGGAGAAACUAUAUGUGUUUUGAACAGAUCAACAUUGGAGAUUAAGAUGCAAAAUGUGCCAAAAUAAUAGUUGCAAGCCUAUUAGAAAAACAAUCACUUGAACAUACGUCAGCUUCAUAAAAACAACCUAAAAUGACAGAAACCAUUAUAAUUUUUAUUUGACCACUACUUGGAUUUUUGUUUUUUGGCCUGUGUAUUUAGCCAUAUUUUGAAAACAAUAUGAAUGUAUGGAACACACCAGUACAGACAGACAGGGGAAAGGUGGCUUAUGCUUCUGCAGUGGUACGAGAAGUUUCCAUGGACAUUUUAAUACUUUUGUGUGACUCUAGACAGCUGUCAUUCUGAGUGAAAAAAAGCAAUUCCAACCUUUUCUGAGCCUUUUUUAAGCUGACAGGGGGCAAGUAUUUUAAACUCACAGGAUAGAUUCCUGGUGGAGUAUCAUUAUGAGGUGCUCACAUGCCACCCUGGUGUCUUAGGGAUUAGUUUAGUCUAUUGUCUCCUUCCCACCACCUACUGUUUCUGUCCACAUCCGUGUCCCUGUCCCACUGUAACUCUAACCUGCUCUCCUGUGUCCUCAUCCCUGUCCUUGUCUGUCAUGCAGUGCUAAGGUCUUCCAAUCCUACUUGUCUUCACCCUGUCUGAAUCUUUGUCUUUGUCUAUGUGCCUGAUCCCGUCCCCGUCUACAACCCACUAACCCAAGCUGUCAGUUCCCACCCAAGCACCCUGCCCCAUCUCCGGUCCUCUUACUGUCAGUGGUGCAACCUGGUGUAGGCUUGUUUGAACGGGGCGAGCCCGGUGUGACCGCCCGCCCGCCCUGCCGCAGGUGCCAGCUGCCCCUAUGCUUCAAGCUCAAGCACAAGCACUUAAAGCACUUUAGCUGCGCAGCUACUCGUCAAUGCAUGCAGUUAAAGACAAUUGGACCUAUCUGGAUCUGCAUACCUUUCCUCAGAGGUAAUGUCAGAUGAAACAGUGUGAUACUGUAUGAAAACAAUAAUAACCCAGGGAGGAGGGAAAAGAAAAACAGAAAGAACAAGAAAAAAAAAAAAACGAAGCUACACCAGGACUUCUGACAGCAAACUUAGCAAAUACCCCUCAGAAAUUUUCCAUUCAAUGCAAAUAUUUUCUUUUUUGUUGUUGUUGUUUUUGUUUCUUUGAAAAAUGCUUGUAUGAUCGUAUGCCAACAAAUCUCCACAAGGUGGACACAGCACCAAAUAUGCAUUCACACAAGUGGUAGGGGGUCUGAGGGAGGAGGCGGGGUCCUCCCCGAGGAGCUUCCUGCCCGAUGCUCUCCCACAUCCUGUGUAAAGACUUGAAAAGUGGAGAGAGUGCCGACAAAGAAUGCUUGCCCAGUAGCUUGGUAGCAUGAAAUCGGCUGUACACUUCCUUUAAUAGAGAGCAGCAACUUACAACCAACCUGUUGGUGCUAUAUCCCAUCUAUUCAAAGACUUGAUGUACGGGGAGGAACAUACAUACAAAUAUGUUUAAGCUAUUCCCUCCCUAUUAUUUGUAAGUGUGUCUUUUUAUAUAUUAUUAUUAUAAUUAUUAUUAUUAAUAUUAUUAUUAUUAUUAUUAUUAUUUCCUGGCCAGCUAUGUGUCUGACUAGACAUCAUGUACAGUACUUAAAACUAAAAAUUAUUUAUCUAAGAAAGAAUUAUAAGCUGAUCCAAACUAGGUUUUCUUAUGAACAAUUCAGUGACUCACCGAUUGCACAGCAAAGUCUAUUUGAUUCAGUGUAUUUUGGGGAAUAUAAUCACUAAUGAAUGUUUUAUUUUUUAAUGAACCUUUUCCUUCUGUUGCACAGCAGGGUCAUUUGUAAGCUCUGUGCCCAGCAGGCGAGUUUCAGCCUUGGGCCAAAAGAUCUGUGUCAGUCAGGCACUCAGGUCUCUGGUCAUCUUAGUUUACUGCUUCUUAAUGCCAGUGAACCUCUCACCUCUCAGUAAGUCACUUCUCUCCAUGCACACCCAGCCAUCCCGCCUCAGUCUGUUAGUGCAGAGCCAGGGUCACACUUCUGUAAUGUCACUUUUUACUUUUUAUCAUUCUUUUUCCCUGCUGGUCACGUUAAGAAUCUCUCUGUUCACGGGUAAAUGUCUUUUGUUUUUCUUUUCAAGUUUAUCUUUCAAAGAGUUUUUUCUUUUUUGAUUCAAGCUCUUCAUGAUAUAAACUAGAAAUCACACAGCUAUUAUUUUCUCUGAGAAAGGAAAUGAUUUUGAUUCAAAAUAUUAUUUGUAUUUAAUGUCUUUUUUUAAAUAAAAAGUGAACACAUUUUAA
Molecule: messenger RNA, 4497 nt
Organism: Epinephelus fuscoguttatus (brown-marbled grouper)
Lineage: Eukaryota; Metazoa; Chordata; Actinopteri; Perciformes; Serranidae
Product: insulin-like growth factor-binding protein 3
Exons: 4
Coding region: 175-1035 (286 amino acids)
Biological process (GO): regulation of insulin-like growth factor receptor signaling pathway
Cellular component (GO): extracellular region
Molecular function (GO): insulin-like growth factor II binding; insulin-like growth factor I binding; fibronectin binding
Source: RefSeq, a predicted model, not a curated record